CUUAGUGUUGAGACGUAAUUUACGCGUUCAUGAAUUGUACUGAAAAACACCCGGAAAAAACCAUUAUGGAUGGAUACAGCAAAGAAAAAAUGAAUUGGAUUGAUCGCGGAAUGAUUCUUAUCAAUAAAUAAAAAGUAUAUCUGUAGACAAAAAACUUACAACACACCGGAAGCUUAAAUAUAAAAUCGAUAUUUUUCGGAACUCAACGGAUUGCGGUGUGUGCAAAUUAAGCACAUAAAGCUGAAAGGAUAGGGUAUGGAUUUUUGCAAACAAAUCUAAAUGGUGGUUUGAUUCGAUUGUAUUGGUCUUUUGGAACACCUCUUAAAAUCGAGUCUAAUAAAAAAAAUCGUUGCAUAGAAGCUGUUUCUACUAGAAGAUGCUGCGAAUGGUGUAGUUGUUAGAUGACAAUAAUAUAUUUGUGCUUGGAAAAAGAGCAGUCAUCAGUGUGACGCACAAGUGUUUGAAAUUUAAAUUGAUAGAAAUAGUUUGUAGAAGAGCGCUAAUUUGUAUUGCACGUAUGAAUUGAAAACGCAAAAUUCUGUUUUUGGUGUUUGUAUAGUGUUCGACGGUUUCAUGUUCAAAUUCUGCCUACGCAAGAAAUCUUAUUUUCGGAGUGUAUUUCGGCCUGUUACCUUUGGUACUGAACUGAAAAGCAUCUAGUGCAACAGCAACAAAUGAUUCAUUAGUAUGAAGAAAGUGUCUAAAACGGAGAUGUGUGUUUGCUGAGGUUACUAUUUAUGGUAAUCGCACAUGUACGCAACUUGCCGAAAAUUGAAAAAGAAAACUAAGUGAAUUCUAUAUAGAUUAGAUCGUUGAUACAAUGAUGUUACUGGAAAAAAUUGCAAGAAAGUGUUUAUGUUUACAUUAUAAACAGCAAAACUAAAAUAAGGCUGCAAAAGUAUACUCAUAUUAGCAGCAUCCUCCAAUGGGCCACGUUUGCUGAAAACGUGAAAAGUAUCGUCAAAUCUGGAAGUGAAGUCCAAAUGAUUACAUACUUUUAUGGCGCUGCUAUUUCGAUACUGCCCAAUAUUUGUUUUAGGACUACUUUUUCUGAAUGCGUUUACAGAUACUUCAGUGUCGGCUUUCGUCAACAAAGCGGGACCCGACAGACUGCGUCUCACGGUGUCUCCACCGGCACACGUGAUUAUAACAGCGACCAAGAAUUCUCCUAUAUUUGUACCAUGCCAUGCAGAAGCCGACAUCGACCCGAACGACUGGGUCGAUUCCGAAAUGGACAUGGAUGACGUAGAGUACGAGAACACUGCCAACGAGGAAGUCGACAUUCUGCAAUCACCACAAGUUGAACGUCAGGGAUUCUAUGAAGAUACGAUAGAUCUUAACAAUCUAGCUCAUGAUAAUAUCAAUACCAACAACAAUGAUAAUGAUCUAGAGGUAGAAGAUGAAUACGACGAAGAUAGUGCAGACCGAUACCGUCGUUCGCUGUAUGGUCGGGAGGACCUGAUUGAAUACGUGUGGUAUCGGAAUGGUCUAGAAUUUUUUAGUACAUCUUUUCAGAAUCAGAACUACAAGCAAACUCAUAAAGGAUUUCGUCUCUUUCCUAAUGGAACGCUUAAAAUACCGUACAACCGUCAAUUGAGCAAUAUUUCAGCUGGUGUUUAUCGCUGUAAGGCAAAUUUGACACGGCAUGGUACAGGGUCAAUUUUGUCUACUGAGAGUGUGGUUACUGUUGCAUAUUUGGAAAGAGAUAAUUCCCUUAUAUUCGAAAACAAUACCGUGAUAGCUACUGCCCGAAGGUCGUUGGUACUACAUUGUCCAUUUGUAAGUCAUCCACCAGCGAACAUCACAUGGAUGGUGAACAGGACACAGAUAAUCAUCAAUAACAAUGCACUGGACGCACAAGAAAAUAGGUACUAUCAGCUAAAAAAUGGUAGUUUAUUACUCGUUGGCACUAAAGUAUCAGACGCUGGAAGAUACCGUUGUAAUGCAACCAAUAGUUAUGCUGCGAAAAACUUUCGAAGUUAUGGAUAUGUUGUCGUAGUUCAGACAAGUUCUACAACUGAUACCCUUGAACGGCUAUUACCAAGAAUGCAACAACAGAUCCAACACAUUCAUGCUGGUUCCACUCUUCAGUUAAAUUGUGCAGGGGAAAUGGAUAAUCCUCAUUGGACAUUUACACCCCGCCAAGGGAAAAUACCAAUCCAGUUGACCAACUUCACAAAUCAAGUUUUAUUCACUAAUGUUUCUGUUGAAAGGCAUGAAGGGAUUUACAACUGCUCUCUCGGUAUUGAUGCUCAUAUUUUCAAUGUUACGAUAAUCGAACCACCUAGGUUCCUCAACAACAUGUCUUCGUAUACAUCGUCUGUUGUCGCUUCGAUGUCGUUUAAUUGCAGUGUAAGUGGGAACCCUCAGCCGAAAAUUACAUGGUUCAAAAAUGGCAGGGAGAUUAAAAACAGCUAUAUCAUCCAUUACAACUAUCCUAUGCUUCGAAUCCACACAAUCGAUCCUGAAGAUGAAGGUCUUUAUCAGUGUAUCGCUAAAAAUGAAGCUGGAGAAAGCAGUGUCUCUAUGUACUUGUCCAUCCGCGAUAAAGAUAAGUACAGACGAAUAUCAAAACGACCCGAAAGCAUCCAGUGUUACCCACUCGAUACAAGUAGUUUGUAUGUGCGAUUUGAACGUAGCGUUCAGCAUGUCAACACGGAAUACGUUAUGUACUAUCUCGCAUCCGAUGAUCCAUAUAGCUGGUACAGUUCACCUCCAACUCAAUUGUUAACUAACAAUAGUAUGAAAAUCACCGGUCCAAUGGUAGUUCCAUUUCGGAACUAUACAGUAUAUUUGCGAGCUUGUUCGGUAACCAGUGUUCCUGAUGCGGAAAACGCCGGUCCAGCGGGAAAGAAACAAGUUAUUCCGUCAAAGUUAUCCAAAGGUGUUCAGUGUACAUCACAAGGAGUUCCUGUGCUGUCGAUAUUUUAUCAAAAUGGUAUAUUUAUUUGGUGGCCACGAUUCACUAGUUUGCAACCGACGGCUUAUGUGAUUCAAAUUAAACAUAACGAUAACGGCAGCUUGCCACUGGUCACGGAACAAAUCAAUGGUACUAGACACAUUUUGGACGACUAUAUAACGCAUGAAGAUGUUGAACCGCUACUGAUGAAGAUAAAUGUAACUACAACUCAAGUUUACGAAAACAUACUAGAAGAAAACAAUGGAAAGCGGAGGCGAAAGCGACGACGUCGUGCUUUUGAUGUAGGAAAAAAUCCCAAAAAGAUUUUCGAAUCUUUAACUGGUACACAACUGGACCUAGAAUCAUACAAUAGUAAUACAGGAAUAGACAACUAUUCCAAAAAUGACAAAAAGUAUCGUCAAGUAUUGAUCACUCAGAUCAAAGUAUCAGGAAAUGUUACAGGAAUACUAAUCCCGGAUACUAAAAAUGCUGUCGUUAGGAUCUUAGGAUCAAUCUCACCUAGUGGAGACCCAAUGCAACAAGAUCUGCGUUUUGUUCAAUGGAAAACGAUUGAUUCAUCAAUACGCCGUCCAGAUACAGUAAAUCGUUUCCAAGCAAAUCACGUUGAUGCGCGUAGUGUACAAUUCACCUGGAGUCGUUUUAUCGCAACUGAUCUAAUCAACAAAUGUUUGAUGUUGUGUUACAAAAAUGUUAAUCAUGAUGUUUUCAUUAGAAGAGGGUCCAACCGAGUAAACUGUCAGAACAUACAAAAAGAUGCAAGCCAUUUCAAUUUGGUAGGAUUGUUACCAUUCACACUAUAUAAAGCUUUCCUUAAAUCAUGUCACUCCAAGGAACCAAUAAGUGAUGUUUUGGACUUUCAAACGAAACAAGAUGUCCCUGGACCAGUAACAAAUCAUGGCUUGGAGAGGAAAGAUGGACUCACACUUACAUGGGGCCCACCAGAGAAUAGGAAUGGCAUCCUACAGGGAUAUCUGAUUGAAUGGGUUGAUAAAGAUAGAGUGCACAAUGCAGUUAAUUUGACAGUUGGCGCGAAUCACUUCCAGUUUCCGAACGUUUCGUCCGAUGAGAAAAUCAAUAUUUCUAUCAGAGCCAUCGGAAGCACUGGCAUCGGUAUACCAAUUUACAUGAAUCUUUUAAACCAUGUGGAUGUCGCAUACGAUGAACCUGAAAUGUACAUUCCUUGGAUAGAAAUAAUGAUUGGAACUUUCAUCGUGAUAUUUCUUCUGCUGUUUUGCUGCUUAUUACUAGUACAUCGAAAAAAUUGCAGGAAAAGACAUCAUAAUCAUGCAGCAACAGCUGCCUCAACGGCUUUACAAAUUCACUCCUCCAGCUGUAAUGCUGACAUGCAUGAAAUGCAAACAUUGAUCAGGACACCAGAGCAACUACCAGUAUUAAUACCAAAUGGAAACUAUAAACAACCACAAAACCAGAAAUCUGGAGCUCAGCCACCAGUUGUAAAUACUUCAGAAAGUGUUAUGAAUCCUUCCGUUAUCCCAAACUCAACUUCAGUUUCUGACCCCACAAAUGCAAAACUUCAACCGACGCUAUCCAGCAUUAGGGUUGUAUCGCAUGGGGGCAAUUCUUCCCUAUCUACAACUACACUUCCUAUCCAACAACCAUCAGUAUCCCCAGAAGUUUUAGGUAGAAAUAUAAGUAUACAUAACAAAAUUCCGUUAAAGAUUAGCAGCAGAAGUGAAAAUCCUAUCCUCGAUCUAAAACAGAUACCUUUCACCACUAGUAGUAUUUGUAGCCCUAAUAGUAGUUAUCUGAAUAUAUGUCAGCAAUCUGACAAAAAGGCAGAAUGCUACAGCAGGCAAAAUGGUAAAAAUAACCAUUCCAAUAUUACGGGUGCAGUAGUUCAACGGCAACCGAAACAUUCCUCCAGAGCUAAGGACACUUCUAUGGCAGUGGAACAAAUACCAAACUCUACUGCUACUUCGACGUCGCUUUCAUCGGCCUCAAACUUCUCAGGCAUAUCGACUGGUUCGAGUGGUUCGACUGUAUCCUCCUGUUCUUCCCAAACGCAACCGCACCGAUCAAACACUGCUAACGCAAAUGCCUCCAAUCUAUGCGACAACAGUAAUGAUUAUAUAGUUCUCAAUGCAGCUCCAAUAGCAUUAAAUGCAGGAGUACGUAUUACUGAGAAUCCACAGUAUUCAAAUAAGAACAACAUGGUAGAAGGACACCAUCCUACAACAACCGUACUAAACACUUCGUUGUUCGACAAUAGUCAGCGCAGAUUAUUAGACUUAACAAUAGAUAGUAAUAGUAUAGAACAGUAUGACGAUGACGUAACUAACUGUGAUCAUAACGACGAUACCAAGCAACUAGCAACUGACAGCGUUUAUAUGUGUAGCGAGAACUCCCCAGAGGUGAUCCGGAAGUCACAACAAACAGUGCGGAUUCACUUAGAGCCGAUAGUAAACACCAUGGAGGAGGACGACAACAACAAUGAACAGCAGACAAACGGAGCACUUAAUAAUUUCCGCAAUGAGUGUGCACAUCUUCAUCAUCAGCAAUUGCUCAAUCCAAGACAUUUGACUUAUUGCUGUACUGAAAACAGUACCGUUGAUUCGAUCGAUUGCAAAAACGAUAGCAGCAAUGAGAAUGGCGAAGUCUAUGAUGAUACUUCAAUAGAUGAUGCAGACAACUCUUCGUCGUUGCUGGAUGGUAGUAAUAUCAGUUCCAAACCCCUGCACCAGCAGCAUACUGCUAAUUGGAGCUUCAGGAGACCAAUAAUUGGUCCAAACGGUUAGUUACAUCGUUGUCGUAACUUUUCUUAGCACCAUUUCUUACGCAUCAUGAACAUUGUAAACAAGAUGAUUUAGACAUUUUACAAUUCGGUAUCUUAAAAAAAACGUUCUUUUUAUGUUCAGUGAAAUUAGUUGCAGUUAGGUUCGAUCAACAGACAGAGAAUUCAACCACAUGUUAGAGGCUUAUUCCGAUUUAUACGGCAGUUAAAAUAAUUAAAAACAAGAUACUCAGCGUUGAGUGUUGACGAUCUAUUUGUUCUAUCCAAAUGCUCAUUCUAAACGAUCAAAAAUAUUGAGAAAAAAUAAGUUCUAGUUCAUAAUUUGCAAAACAAGAAUGAUAUGAGUGUAAUUACUACGUUUAAGCACAAUUUUCAGCAUUGAUGUUCGAAAUUAACUGCUUCCUAUACGGUCAUCUCUCACGAUCACAAUGAAAACCAACGUACCUAAAUGCAAUAGAGGUUAAUUUGCAAGUAAAAACUGUUCCCGUGAAUAAAAUAUUAGCUGCUACGAGAAAAGUAAAUUAAUGAAAACCGUUAUACCCAUUGACGAUGUGCGAUGGCAAAUGCGAAAGUAAAGUGUUGGACACUGUUGGCAUAGAAUACCUAACUUUAUGUAAAGUAAAUCAAGAUGACAAUUUGGAGUGUAUAGUGAUCGAAAAUUCAUAAACAUAAGCAUAAUUUGUAUAACAAACUGGUACCUGAAACAAACAGUAGAAUAUAAGAUGAACCAUCAAACAAUAGCAUUGUAAGAGAACACCUAAACUAAAGCUAAAGUUCUGAAACUACGGACACACAACAAUACUGGCGAAUACUAUACCACGUAAUGACAAGUUUAUUGACAAAUUUUUACUGUUUGAAUAGUUUCAGCAAAAUAUUUUGUUCUCAAAUUUCUGAAAAAAAAGAACACUAACAUUUUCUACUAAGGUUAGAACGUUUAAGCCGUUUUGAGAAGUAAUUGUAACUAAUUUAAUAUACAUAACAACUUAACACAUUGAUAGCAUACUAUCCAGUAUCGAAAUCAAAUUUCGAAUAGCUAUCUAACGCUUAAAACUGAAAUUGUGAUUUAAACUGUUAUGCAAACCAAUUGAAUUAUAGUUACGCAGAUAUGGAAAAAGAGACAGGUGUCUCAUACUGAGUUAAUUAGAUUUAAAUAUUUCUUUAACUAAAAUUAUGCAUCGGAUAAGUUUACCAUCUCUCAAUCUCGCUGUUGCAGCAAUUAACUUGAACUCGAACAUUGGCAAUUGAAAACGUGAUUCUGUAACCGCAAUGGAACAAAGGAACGAAACAGAAAAAAAAUCAUCGGCAAAGAAACGUAUUGAACGUGCCUUGCUUGUACAAAACGACACAAAAUAUAAAAAAGUAAAACUUUGUAACUCAAGCCACACAAACCGUAAUGGCGAUGCUCUCAAAACGGUCUACUAUCAUUAAUUUUUGUUAUUUUAUUCGAUAUUUUUUCGUUAGCUAGGUUUAUAAUUUUCAUUUCCACAACAACAACAACACAAUAACACACUUUUGGGAUAAUACUGGUAAUGAAGCAUUCCUCAGAGGUAGAUGCGGACACUUUUGAGUUGAUCGCAACUCAUCCUUCAGUGCCAUUUGUAGUUUAGUACAGAAAUGACAACAAAAUGAAGAUUUAACACACGUGCAAUAUUAACAAUAAGAAAAGAACUAAAUAUGUACUUUAUAGAGGGGCGCGUCCGUUUGGUCUAAAGUCAUUUGGAAUAAUCGACGAAAAUGAAUUAUUACUAUUAUGGAAAAAAUGUCGUUUGGGUUGGUUGUUAAUUUACAUAAUGCUUUUUGACCUUAUAACCCAAACUUUUUGGAGUUAGUCAAAAUCUGAUAUCUGACUAUUUUUAGUUAACCAGUGUUUUGUGAUACCAUGCAUGAACGUAAGCAUGAUCAAGUGUAUCACAAAUCAAUCAACAAAUUUAUGGUUCAAUGUGAAUUACAGAGUAGUUUCUAAAUCCAUAACGAUAAAGUUUAUUCCAAACAAUAUACACUUAAUAAAUUAAAUUUGAAAUGGUAUACUGACAUUUCACAAAUGAUUUUAUAUUAAUUAUUAACGAAAUACCAAUCGGCCAAAUAGAGGUGACCCCUUUUUAAUUACUGUAGAUCAUCAGCUUAAAAUAUAAUCUCGUUCGGUUACAAACGAAAUGGCCCAUUCCAGUUGCUUUAUGGAUUGCUAUUUGAUUUUUGUGGUUAAACACUUAGAACUGCAUUAAAAUCAUAAAAUCAGAUGUACUAUUUAAAAAAAACUUCAUAGCAGUGAAAAUUUAUCCUCUUGCAUUUUUGAAAAAUGAUCAGAUUUCCAGGUUUUAUUUCUCUGAAUCUGGUUCUGUAUUUAACUUUACGUGAUUAAACUCAAGUAAUUGUCGAUCGAAAUUUUGAAUCUCUAUUAUUUUCGGACCAUUUUAGAACAAAACCUCAGCAUUCAGUUCAGUUUGUUGUCAUUUCUUUUUAAAUUCAAUGUCAAAAGAAACAAAUAUAACAACAUUUAACUAAUACACUUUCCUUGAACGCGAAAAUGUCCCUAAUUUACAUUUCAAUUUCGAUACCUAUGAUUUCUCGUCGAAAAAUGUUUACAUCAAUCAAUCGAACAGACCAAAUCAGUUAUCAUUCAUGAUACAUUAAAAAAUAAACGACUUAUGUUAAUAAGAAAUCAAACGCAAGUUAGUUCCAUGUAUAAUUCGUUAUACAUUUGAAAGCAGUCAAAAAAAUUUACAAUUCAAAAAUGAUACUCAUCGGAUGACAUUCAAACGUAAAACCUCUUCUUAAAUGUAUCUCCAUUCAUCAUCCACACAAAUUCAAAAUGUAAAACGCAAAUAAUUUUUCAGAAAAAUAAAUGUAUUUCUUGCUAUUCGUUGAGGUCUAAUUUGUGUAUUAAAAAUGCUUCAGACACUAGUUUAUAGAUUCAUAAAGAGCCCGUGACAAGACUCGACAAUCUAGUUAGAAUCACCCUAAACCGAGCAAGAAUAUUACGUUGCAGUUUCAGUUAAACUUGUUUCAAUGCUUACAGUGUUUCUCUAUACAAAUCGAAAACCUUCUACUUACGAUAAUUAGUUCCGUAAACAUAAAUUAGAUAACAUUUUGUAUGAUAUAUGUUUAGGUAUCGCCGAAUAUAAAUUAAAUCUAUAGUUGAACACAGUUACCAUUAACAAUGCACUCCAUUUCAUUAUUUCACUUUGUAUUUUUAAAUGAGUUCAUUAUUGUAUCAUGCAUUUGAAUCAUUUCUUAUAAUUCCAAUCCUGUGUUCUGUGAAGUUUACUAAAACAUAUCACCAACCACAAUCAUUACCUGCUCACAGUUACUGAUAAUCGCAGCAAAACACCUCCCAUUUUUUGUUUCAAGGCAUCCGGAUAUUCAAUCAUCCCCACCGCACAGACAUAGAAGAAAACCAAAUAGAAUUAUUAGAUGCAAGUAUCAUUACUACUCGCCACACUCGAAUACAUCUAUAGCCAAAGCAUUUCUCAGAUAUUGUUUUUAGAUGUAUAAUAGCAACAUAUUAUAACAGACACAUUCACACACUCUUAGUAGUGUCCGGUAGCAAGAAAAGAAAUAUGUUUUAAUCCAAACAACACCCAACAAGGCUUUUGUGAACAUUUUUCACAUUCCAUAGGUCCGUAAGCUGAAUUCCAACUAUUAGUUGGUAGUUUUGUCCACUGUUUCCACACAAGAAAUCUUAUAGUAUUUAUUAUCAGUUCAUUUAACUGUGUUAAUUUCAGUUUAAGCGAAUCCAUUAAUUAUGAAAGAAUUAUUUAACUAAACAGAGAAAGAAUCUUUAUUUAUUCCACCCCUUCCACACAGAUACAAUCAUGCAGAUGCACCCGAAUCAAAAUAUAGCGAAGUUCAUUAGUUUCGGAGCGAAUUGUUUCCAUUCAACUAUACUUAACCAUGAUCAUAAAUAUUUAUUUGCUAAGAACAAUUAUUGUGAACAAGUGAAGAAAUCUAAAAAUAUUAGGCUUGCAAGAAACUAUUAUUUUACACUUAAUCUGUUAGUUUUCACAAGUUAACAAGGCUAACGAAAUAAUUGUAAUUGUUUUAUUUUUAUCUCCUAGUUUUCAAGCAAGCUAAGCGCGAAUGAAUGAUUGCAUUUUUGGAUGAAUUGUUAUCUACCUCAUAACAACAAGAUCAUUUUAUGACUUUGUUUUUAAAUUCUAGUAAGAAGAAACAUAAUAAACGAAGUAAAUUUUAUUAAUUAAUU
Messenger RNA from Malaya genurostris, 9873 nucleotides. It is a transcript of the gene plum, whose product is annotated as protogenin. Lineage: Eukaryota; Metazoa; Arthropoda; Insecta; Diptera; Culicidae. Gene Ontology annotation, cellular component: axon; plasma membrane. Gene Ontology annotation, biological process: axon guidance; homophilic cell-cell adhesion; dendrite self-avoidance. Gene Ontology annotation, molecular function: cell-cell adhesion mediator activity. The transcript has 9 exons. Bases 1000 to 5676 code for a protein of 1558 amino acids. The record is from RefSeq and is a predicted model, not a curated record.